Darwinula stevensoni is the source of this 354-nucleotide messenger RNA. The record is from the annotation of a GenBank genome assembly. Lineage: Eukaryota; Metazoa; Arthropoda; Ostracoda; Podocopida; Darwinulidae.
AUGAAGUUGACUGGCGACGGAGGCCUCGGGGACGAAUGCGAUAACAAUGCCAACUGCAAUGGAAAUGCCAAUCUCCAUUGCGAAGAUGGAAUAUGCAAGUGUGCAGACGACUUCGAGCUCAACGUGGAAACCCUUACUUGUGAUAAGAAGCCAGGUGGGUUGGGAGACGAAUGCCUGACAGAUGCAGACUGCGACGUCGAAGCUCAUCUGGAAUGCAAUCCCAGCCUGGACAAGUGCGACUGCAUGCCUGGAUUCGAGAUCGACCCUGACACUCUCCAAUGCGUCUAAAAGUAGAAGCACGUUUCAAUUAUGCAUCCAUUAUGCAUAUCUUUGGAAUUAAAUAAUUUCGCCUGC